CUCACAAGAGGGAAUUUUUCAAAUCUCGAAGAGAGCGGCGGUCCGUGUAGAGGCUUUCAACAACAACAAUGUACAGGCAGGGGAAAGGCAAGACUCCGCGGAGGCAUGGCCCCAAGAAGGCAACAAAUACAGACAAAGAUCCGGUUGGAGUCUGCUGCCGUAUACGACCACUAGGAGCAGAAGAUGAGGAAUGCUGUGUUGAGAUGAUAAGCAGCUCCACAAUUCAGCUGCAUGCCCCAGAUGGUCUCAAAGCCAACCGCAAUGGAGAAUUCAAAGAGACACAGUACUCAUUUAAAAAGGUAUUUGGCAUCAAAACCACACAAAUGGAGCUGUUUGAGGAGGUUGCAAAGCCGCUGAUAGAGGAUCUGAUUCACUGUAAGAAUGGUCUUCUGUUUACAUAUGGUGUCACUGGAAGUGGUAAGACUUUCACCAUGACCGGCUCACCUGGUGAAGGUGGACUCCUCCCCCGGUCUUUAGACAUGGUCUUCAACAGCAUCGGCCCCUUUCAGGCCAAAAGAUAUGUGUUUAAGCCAGAUGAGAAAAAUGGGAUGGAGGUUCAGAAUCAAGUAGAUGCUCUUCUGGAGAGACAGAAGCGAGACAGUCAGCCGACGCCGGUACUCAAAACACCAUCCUCCAGGCACAGGCCUGACCCAGAGUUUGCAGAUAUGAUCAGUUCAGAGGAGGCAUGCAAAUCUGAGAACGUGGAUGAGGAUUGUUGCUACAGUGUAUUCGUGUCCUACAUCGAGAUCUAUAACAACUAUAUCUACGAUCUCCUGGAAGACGCUCCAUAUGACCCCAUCAGACCAAAGUGGCUCGGUGGAGGUACACCUGUACGGAACAAUGAGUUCAUACCACCACAGUCCAAGAUUCUCCGUGAGGAUCAGAAUCACAACAUGUACGUGGCUGGCUGCACAGAAGUAGAGGUCAAAUCUACAGAAGAGGCUUUUGAAGUCUUUUGGAAGGGGCAAAAGAAAAGGAGGAUAGCCAACACGGAACUCAACCGUGAAUCCAGUCGCUCCCACAGUGUGUUCACAAUAAAGUUGGCCCAAGCACCACUUGAUGCUGAUGGAGACCACAUUCUACAGGACAAGAGUCAGGUGAAUGUGAGCCAGCUGUGUCUGGUUGACUUGGCAGGCAGUGAACGCACCAGUAGAACCAGAGCAGAGGGAAGCCGCCUCCGCGAAGCAGGUAAUAUCAACCAGUCUUUGAUGACACUGCGCACCUGUAUGGAAGUCCUGCGUGAAAACCAAAUGUAUGGAACUAACAAGAUGGUUCCAUACAGAGACUCUAAAAUUACACACCUGUUCAAAAACUACUUUGAUGGUGAAGGAAAAGUCCGGAUGAUCGUGUGCGUCAACCCAAAGGCAGAUGAUUAUGAAGAAACUAUUCUGGUGAUGCGCUUUGCAGAGAUGACCCAGGAGGUGGAGGUGGCACGACCGGUUGACCGGCCGAUCUGCUUCCUUGCUGCCGGUCGCCGCCACAGAAACCAGGCCUUUAGAGAUGAGUUGUCGCGUCGACUGGAUGAUCGUGGAGGUCCCACUUAUUCUGUAGACGAUCCAGUUCUGCUGAAUCAGCUCAUAGAAAGCCUUCCAGUGCUGCCUCCAUGUGAGCUGGUGGACCCAGCUGAUGAUCAGACGCUGCCCCGCCUCAUUGAAGUGCUGGAAACGAGGCUACGUAUACGUCAGAUGAUGACAGAGCAGUUCAACAAAACUGCGAAUACAUUGAAGUCUAUGCUUCAACAAUUUGACGGUCAGCUCAGUGCAAAGGAUACAUUCCUGCACGACCAACAAAGCAAACUGGGUGAGAAAGACAAAGUCAUUGUCAGCCAGAGGACGGAGAUCGAGCGGUUGGAGAAGAAAUCCAAAACUCUGGAAUACAAGAUUGACAUCCUGCAAAAGACAACGGAUGUGUACGAGCAGGACAAGCGCUCACUUCAGCAGGAGCUAGAGACCCGGGAGCAGAGGCUACUGAGAGAGCUCUCGGAGAAGAAGCGCAUGGAGCAGCGUAUGCAGGGCAUGGUGACGGAUGCCAGACACAAGUGGGAGAAAGAGUGUGAAAGGCGAGUGAAUGCUAAGCAGCUUGAGAUGCAGAACAAGUUGUGGGUUAAGGAUGAAAAGUUGAAGCAGCUUAAGGCCAUAGUGACGGAGAGCAGCAGCAACAGCGGAGGCGGCUGUGCAGCAGAGCGUCCGGAGAGGCCGUCUAGAGAAAGGGACCGAAACGUGCCCCAGAAGAGAUCUGCGUCACCAUCACCAAUUCCUGACUUAACUCCAUCCCACCAAUAUUCAACCAGUGUUAGGGCAGUUCAGGACCCAUACCCCGCCUCUUCCUCCGACACUCCCUCUUCCUCUUCAGUUUACCGCUCAGUGGCCUCCUGCAUCACAGACUGGGAGCAGAGGUUCCCUGUAGACUCAGACAGCCAAGUUAGACACCCACAGACUCCACAGUACAACAGCCGGACUCCCGCUCCAUACCACGGCACCAGCAGUGUGGGUCGCAGGAGAGGCAUGCGAUGGGCCCCAGACACUGAGGCCCCUGCUACGACUCUUGUCUAUGGGCUAGACCUAGAAGCAGGCUCAAGGACUGCUCUCCCAGUUCAUCCAAUGCACAGGCGCUCACACUCUGCGGGUGGGGAGAAAUGGGUAGACCACAAACCGGCUUGUAAUUUGGACCUAGACACUGUCAUGCAGCCAAUCAUACCCAAUGCAAUCAAAGUGUCGACCCCCAACGAGAAAGCUCUGUCUAAGUGCAACAUGUAUGUGCUCAGACAUCAAGAGCUUGCCUCUGAUGGGGAAAUCGAGACCAAACUGAUCAAGGGUAAUGUGUUUAAGACGCGGGCUGGAGGACAAGCUGUCCAGUUUACUGACAUUGAGACACUAAGACAAGAAUGUGCAGCAGGUCCAAGUCGUAAGAGGCGAUCAGGGUCUGGAGAAGGACCGGUUCAACCAGAGGACGUCGAGAACCGACCUCCAGUGGCAGGCACAAGUUCGAGCUAUAGCCAUCAAAAACGCAGAAAGCCUUGAGUCGCUGUUCAUUUGAAGGGACUUUUUUUUGUUUUCUUGACAAAAAUGCAAGGUGUUGUGUGACUGCUGGAACAGUGAAGGCUCCUCCGUCUAAAUCUAUGCAUCUUUUUUUUUUAAAUAGUUGAAUCAUUUUUUCUAUCAUCUCUUAUGACAAGUGAGUAGGUUGCAAUUACAUUUUAAUCCUAGCCGACAAGACGUUGAUUUAAAUGGUGUUUGGAAUGCUUGAAUUAUUGCUUCAUAAAGACAUGGACACUGAGUGUAUUGUGAAAUUUAAAAAUGUGUUAUUUAAUCUGUCACUACGUGUUUUUUUUACAUAUAUAUACACCUGGCCAAAGAUUAGAAUAAAUGAGCUUAUGAACAAUAGCUUCUUUUUUUGAUUUAUAGUGUCAUUGCUGGCUUUAUUUAGUAGGUGUAACAGAACAUAUGGCCGGUUACAACAAGUAGAGAACGGCACACUUGGUUUUCCAGUGUGUUAAGAUGCAGCUGUAGUAGUUUUGCUUAAUUCAGUCUCUUAGCGUUUAUGAAACAGUAACAUGAAGCUUUUUUCUGCUGUUUAUUAAAACAACUCCUGAGAUGUGUAUCAGAUUGCUAUUUUUGGUGGCAUUAAAUUUAUCUGAACACUGCGA
This is a messenger RNA of Solea senegalensis (Senegalese sole), 3646 nucleotides long. Its product is annotated as kinesin-like protein KIF23. The record is from RefSeq and is a predicted model, not a curated record. Bases 69 to 3020 code for a protein of 983 amino acids. Gene Ontology annotation, cellular component: microtubule; nucleus; kinesin complex. Gene Ontology annotation, biological process: microtubule-based movement. Gene Ontology annotation, molecular function: microtubule motor activity; microtubule binding; ATP hydrolysis activity. NCBI's taxonomy places the organism in Eukaryota, Metazoa, Chordata, Actinopteri, Pleuronectiformes, Soleidae. The transcript is spliced from 24 exons.